Solea solea (common sole) is the source of this 6738-nucleotide messenger RNA. RefSeq names its product cadherin-6-like. Gene Ontology annotation, cellular component: adherens junction; catenin complex; plasma membrane. NCBI's taxonomy places the organism in Eukaryota, Metazoa, Chordata, Actinopteri, Pleuronectiformes, Soleidae. Bases 696 to 3089 code for a protein of 797 amino acids. The record is from RefSeq and is a predicted model, not a curated record. The transcript has 16 exons. Gene Ontology annotation, molecular function: calcium ion binding; cadherin binding. Gene Ontology annotation, biological process: calcium-dependent cell-cell adhesion; cell morphogenesis; homophilic cell-cell adhesion.
CCACCAUGAUGUCAGUUACAGGAAACAGCCUUCAUGAUGCACCGUCCAAACAACUCACUGUAAAAUGAAAACUGUAGCUCCGACUGACAAAGCGACCACACUCCCUCCUGUGUGUCCCUGUGAUCUCUGCAUAUGACUUCAGGUCAACGGUAUCUCCCCAUGAGGUGAUUCUUAGAAGUGAGAUUCCAAGCGAGCUGAGCUGAUACUAAAAUGUGACGUCAACAGACUGGAGGCUGCUCAGGGACUCGUGAAUGGCAGCCAAUUGGAGGGAUGAGUCCCCUCAGCCUCCCUGACACACACACACACACACGCACGCGCACUCUCUCUCACACACGCGCGCGCACACACACACACGCGCGCACACAGGGAGCCAGAGAGAGCCAGGGAGAAGUGAUGCGGCAGCAGCGCGACUGAGACGCGCAGCCGAGGCGGAACAAACGGGUCCAAACACGAGCUGCAGUGAACGGAUACGCGCUUUUCCUCCCGAGCGAAGCCACAACAUCAGGACGCUUUUCUUUUAUUCCUUCAUUCAACUUCAUCACCAGCUGCUGGUUUUCGCCCUACGUGAGUCUGAAGGAAAAACCGUCGCCUGCUUCCAUCGACGAUUGACAGCAUGAGGACGGAUCCAACGCUCUGACCAAAGAACGCUGGACACAAACCACUGAGGACAACACUGAACGUGGUGAUAGAUAGUCAUGGAUAGAAGGACAGUUUACGUCCUGAUGAUGCUGUGGGUCAUGGCUCACCUCAGCUCUCCGGCGCUUGGGCUCCGGGCCAUGAAAAGGACUACUGGGGGGCACAGGGGGUCCGGUGGGCUGACGGGUCAGGACGCCAACGGAGUGCCGCUCAGACGCUCCAAACGAGGUUGGAUGUGGAACCAGUUCUUUAUGUUGGAGGAGUACACCGGGACGGACAUGCAGUACGUCGGAAAGCUUCAUUCAGAUUCUGACAAAGGAGAUGGAAGUGUGAGGUACGUCCUCACCGGCGAGGGAGCGGGGACGCUCUUCAAGAUAGACGAGAACUCGGGGGACAUCCACGCCACCAAGAGGCUGGACAGGGAGGAGAAGGCUUACUACAUCCUCCACGCCAAAGCUGUCAAUCGCCUCACCAACAUAGCACUGGAGGGCGAGUCCGAGUUCAUCAUCAAGAUCCACGAUAUCAACGACAAUGAGCCAAAGUUCACAAAGGAAGUGUACAUGGCCCAAGUCCCAGAAAUGUCCGAAAUUGGCACCUCGGUAAUUCAAGUGACGGCCAUAGACGCCGAUGACGCCACGUACGGGAACAGCGCCAGGGUGGUGUACAGCAUCGUGGAGGGGCAGCCGUACUUCUCUGUGGACCCAGAAACAGGUCUGAUCAAGACGGCGCUGUACGGCAUGGACCGGGAAGUCAAAGAGAACUACCAGGUCGUGAUCCAGGCGAAAGACAUGGCGGGACAGAUGGGCGGCCUCACAGGAACCACCACCGUCAGCGUCACCCUGUCCGACGUGAACGACAACCCGCCGCGCUUCACCAAGACUCUCUACGAGUUCCGGGUCCCGGAGACCGUGGAGCUGGGCUCUGCGGUGGGACUGAUCCGAGCCAUGGACGGAGACAUCGGCGAGAAUGCGGAGAUGGACUACAGGAUCAUCUGGAGCGACGGCCCCGGCAUGUUUGACAUCGCCACCAACAGGAGCACGCAGGAGGGAAUGAUUCUGCUCAGGAAGCCUCUGGACUUUGAGAAGAAGCGUCAGUACAGUCUCCGUGUGCAGGUGGAGAACGUCCACAUCAACCCUCGCUUCUUCUCCUCUGGCCCGUUCAGGGACGAGGCCACCAUCAAGAUCGUCGUGGAGGACGUGGACGAGCCGCCGGAGUUUGUGCGCGGCAGCUACGUGAUGGAGGUCAAAGAGGACGCGGCCAAGAACACGAUCAUCGGCUCCGUGAGCGCGAACGAUCCAGACGACAAACACAGUCUCAUCAGGUACUCCAUUGAUCGGCGCACAGACAUGGACAGAGUGUUCAACAUCCAUGCAGGCAACGGGUCAUUGUUCAUCCUCAGGGAGCUGGACAGAGAAGAGAACGCCUGGCACAACAUCUCCGUCAUCGCCACAGAGUUCAACAACCCACAGCAGAUCAGCCGUGUGCCCGUUUACAUCCGAGUGCUGGACAUCAAUGACAACGCGCCGACAUUUGCCACCAAUUACGAGACGUUUGUGUGUGAGAACGCUAAGGCUAAUCAGAGGAUACAAACUGUGAGUGCCACUGAUCCUGACGAGCCACUCGGAGGACACCGCUUCUUCUUCAGUCUUGCACAGGAGGCUGCUGGGAAGGCAAACUUCUCUGUCCGUGAUAACAAAGACAACACAGCCUGGAUCCUCACAAGGAGGAACAACUACAACAGCCUGCAGAAGAGCGUCUACCACGUACCUGUGGUCAUUUCUGACGGCGAGUUCCCGAUGCAGAGCAGCACCAACACGCUGACUGUGCGCGUGUGCACCUGCGAUCGUGACGGAAACAUGAAGCUGUGCAAUGCCGAGGCGCUUACAGCGAGGGCGGGACUCAGCACGGGAGCCCUGGUGGCCAUUUUGCUCUGUGUCGUCAUCCUGCUCAUGAUCGUGGUGUUGUUUGCCGCCCUGAGGAGACAGAGGAAGAAGGAGCCUCUGAUCAUCUCCAAGGAGGACGUGAGGGACAACGUCGUCAGCUACAACGACGAAGGCGGCGGAGAGGAGGACACUCAGGCUUUUGAUAUCGGCACGCUGCGCAACCCGGAGGCCAUCGAGGAGAGCAAGCAGCGGCGGGACAUCGUCCCUGAGACCUUCUACCCUCCUGUCCGACGGCCCGUGCUGCCCCCGACCCGGGACAAUAAUGGGGACGUGAGGGACUUCAUCAACCAGAGGCUCCAGGACAAUGACAGCGACCCGACGGCGCCGCCUUACGACUCCCUGGCCACCUACGCCUACGAGGGCAACGGCUCCGUAGCGGAGUCCCUCAGCUCGCUGGAGUCCGUGACCACCGAGGGCGACCAGGACUACAACUACCUGAGCGAGUGGGGGCCGCGGUUUAAGAAACUGGCGGACAUGUACGGGGCCGACGACAGCGACAGGGAUUCCUAACGAGAAGCCGCAGCACAGACGCGGGCGAGGAGCGGAACAAAACACAAACGAUUCUGGUGCAUGUGUGGCGAGGAAAAACCCGGCACAGACAGAGGAACGGACACGGGGGUCUGUAAAGUGCUCUUUCUUCAGCUGCCGUCAAUCACCUUUCAGUUGUUCCUCCGGUGACCAAACGUAGGCUUUGUGUGUCCAGUCAGUGUUAGUAGCGUUCUUACGAGGGCACAGUGAAAAGAGACUUAGUGUCAAGACUUCUUUUUUUUUUUCCUGUGUGUGUAUAUGGGAGUUGUACAUGAGGCCCCAAUAUAUCUAUACCCACAUUCUUCUUCUUCUUUUUGGUUAGAUUUUUCCAAAGCUGCCUGUGAUGGACGCGCAGUUUUUGUAAACCAACAGAUACGCCAAUGUAUUUUUCAGUGUUUCCAGGACAAAAAAAAACCAUGCUGCAUAUUGUGAUCUUAGCUUGUGUACGUACGGUAACAUGAUACAAUAACGCUGUACAGUUGUUUUUCUUUCUUUCUUUCCAUCACCCAAAUGUCCCCGCCCUCUUCCAGUAAUGGCUGCCUACACAAGCGCCAUGUGGUUUUGGUGUCACGUGGUGAAAAAGGGCAUCGCGAACCGAUACUAGAUUGAUCAAUAUUUUCGUUUAAGCUAACUUUAAUAAAAAUAAAACAGUAACUAAUUCCCUGCUUUGCCCUGAUGAUGACGACGAAGCUACCCAUCGGUAUUUUACAGUCAACAAGUGUUGGAAAAGCGUGGACAUCUUUGCGGACAAUAGCUUGAAAGUUCGCUGGAGUUUUACGAAGCGUCAGGCGAUUGCGUUACGAAAAACUGUAGUUGUGAGUUAAGCGAGGUAGCGUCAUCAACUCAAAACACAAAUACAAGACUCGAUAAAUGUGAAGUAGCGCAAUUUAGCGCCAGAAACCAACACUCGUUUUGGUACAAUGUGCAGCCGUUAGCAUCAGUUAAGUCUGCCCUCUGGUGGUCGAGAAAGGAGUGAUACUCUUAUCUGUCGACACGUGGCUGAUGCGCUCCAACAAAAAAGACUGUGUGGAUUUGGAGCCACAACAAACAACAAAAAACCCACAAAUAUUUCACUUUGUCAUUGCCGACAGUAUCUGAUUUUCAUCUCCACACACAAGUUUUUAACAUUCACUGUGCAGCGAGAUGAAAAUACCAAAUAUUCUCUCUCAGAGCUGAAUGUCAAUGCCACCAUUUUUCUUACUCCUCGGUUAGAAAAAUGAGGAACAAUGCAACGCUGAUAAAAAAGAAAAAGGAAAUCAAACUCAGUUGAGAGGAAAAUUCUGGUGUAGUUUUGACUUCUUUUUUUUUUUUUCUCUCUGCUGCAAAACUGAAACUUGCAACACGAUGAAGGUCCAAGGAAGUGGAGCGUGAAACUACGGCGUGCAAUCAGAUUGGACCAAACAAUUACCGUUAAAAUUCAUCAGGCAAUUUUAUUUUCAUCCUAUAAACGCUUUAUUUCCUGUCUCCAGGUGAUUGAGAAACAACUGAGCGGAAAAGUGGGACAUUUCUUGGAUCAGGGAUUCCCAAAGUGUGGGUCGGGGGCCCUCAAAUGGGUUACGGUUGAUUUUUUUGUGGUCCCCAAACAAUGUUUUUUGUUAAGAUGUAUGUGUAUAUGUUUAAAUGAACGCAACAAGUGAAGUUGAAAUUAAUUUACCACAAACCCUUCUUGAAAAUGACAGUUUGCCGUCUUUAAAAAGCGCGGUUCUGAUAUAGAAUGUUUGGUAAACACCACUUUAUGAAUCAGGAGUUGCCUUAAAUGGCCAACAAGUUUUUGAUUUUAAGGCCUAAACGAGCAUUUCCACAAUGAAAAUGCGAUUUCUAACGCUGCACAGGUAAAUGGAGAAGAACAAAACAUUGCAAAAACACCAGGAUUUUCCUCUUUAAAACCCAUUUUCUGGUCUCUUCCCCCCCCCCCCAUUACAUGUAUUGUACCUGUGGCUAAACAUGAAGCUGGUCCCUGUCUUCACGCUCUCCUCCUCCUCAGCUGAUUUCCUGUGGGACGAGAAAGCCUCUUCCAUAAAGAUGCUUAUCGGGGGUCGCCUGACCUUUGAGGCGUGUGGAAUAAGUUGCUUGAACCUGGAGGUGUGUCCUCUGCUCAGAGAGAAGGUCAAAACACAUUGUCCUGCAGCAGGAAAAACACACACACACUCACAUAACACUCGGCGUGAUUUAUGUCUCGUCCACACUACUGCGGAUAUUUUUAUUUUCAUUUAUAUUUUCCUCUCUGUCCACACAACUUUACUGACUCAAAUACUAGACUGCAAAACAAGUAUGCCAGGUGGCGUCAAAGUCUACAUUUACUCUACUCUCUCAAAUAGCAGAUGUUUCGCAACUCAAAGUAAACAGAUGGACGGAAUCGUUCCUUCGCAUUCAUUCUGCCAAUAUUAUUGCACAUACGUAAACAAAACAAUACCGCCAGAAACCACAAGGGGGCAGGGUUACCGACGAUUCACUAAGAAGAAACACAAAGACAUACAUUAUUACGUCGUAUUAGAGAGUAGACACUCAAAGUGUGUACUGCCCUCUAGUGGAUGGAUUGCUUACACAAAAGAACAUGGGUGGUUGUACCUCUCUGAAAAACCAUUUCUAAGAUUGAAAACACCAUUUUUGUGUGGAACGAGAGACGGAAAAACACAGAGGAAAAGGUCCUUCUUUUUUGCAACAACAUCCGCAUCAGUGUGGACAAGUGCUGUAGGCUCCCGGACACAACAUCAUUCUCAAAUUACGGUAUAAUCUCACCAUGGAUUAACAGCUUUGAAACAAGGACGACUGUGAAGGGGACAAGAAAAACUCAAGUCUCUGCCCUGACUUUAACGAAAGAGGCUGACAUUGAUCAUACAUUUGAAGCAGUAAUAAUAACAAAAAAUGCCAUAGUGCUACUUUUUCCCCUCUCUGUCCUGACAUCAACAACAGUGCAUUUAACAAUCCAAUUUAAAACACAGUUGGUCGGAGAGUUCUUUCUGCUGGCGUGUCGUGUUCACAUGUUCUGCUCUUGUUUCCCUUUUUAUUUUUUAUUAGCUUUUCACUGGAGCUUUUGUGUAAGUGACCAUCUCAGAGUGUGUGUGUGUGUGUGUGGCAGUGUCGCUAUGAUAAGCAUUUACUGGCUUUAAAAAAAAAAGCCCUUUUACUAUGUUUUUUUUCCUGCCUGCCUCAAGGUGACGCAAAAGCCUCAAAUGGGAAAAAUCAGCAGCAGCAGAACUCACCCAUCUUCUUCCUCUCUCUUCAUACAAGGACGUCAGCGCUGAUGUUUCUUCAUCAUUAUUAAAAAAAAAAAGACUUUGCACAUCGCAAAAACGCACCCCAUGUUUCUGUUCCUUCACAUUUUUUCUCCGUACUACGUUAAAAAGGCGUCUAGAUGGUGACUCCAGAUACAGUAGAUCUGUGGUUUGUUGAUGUGUAGACUCAACGGUCGGUCGGUCGGUCGCGGCCUCCGCGGUUAUUAAUUAUGUCGGUGACUACGUGAUUGAGCAGUGGAGUUUUACGUCGAUGUAGAAAACACACUUUAUCGUGCGGGAGGUUUGUGGUAGUGGACGGGGAGGGGAGGGGAGGGGCCAUUCAUCGAUCUGCUUUGUAAAACGUGAUAUUUUGUACUGAAUAUUUAUAUGACACAAUUAAAUAUCUUUAAAAAUCA